Molecule: messenger RNA, 1032 nt
Organism: Mucor velutinosus
Lineage: Eukaryota; Fungi; Mucoromycota; Mucoromycetes; Mucorales; Mucoraceae
Gene: ADA2
Product: Transcriptional adapter ada2
Exons: 1
Coding region: 1-1032 (343 amino acids)
Molecular function (GO): protein binding
Source: RefSeq, a predicted model, not a curated record
AUGUGGGAUACAAUACCUCAAGAGCUCUACCUGCGUAUAAUCCAUUACAUCAAUGAGCCCAAGCAAAUCAAACAAUGCCGCUUGGUCUGCAAAUAUUGGAACCAUCCUGACUUGAAGUACAUUCAGCAACUGUCGCACAUCGUGGUAAACAACAAGGAUAGCGUCUCAUUACUCCAUGAAUUCAUGAAGAAACACCCUACCAAAGGACGAUUUGUCAGACAGAUUAUACUGGGAGAUGUCUUUGACUGGAAUCGUACCUUUCUGAAUUUGAUGGAUCUUGUCUUCACUCCACAUCUCGAGAUUUUUAAAGGCAUGUUGAUUAACAACGAGGAUUACUUUUACUAUAAAAUUGGCAACAUCAUCAAAGCUUCGCCAAACAAGACCUGGAAUCUCAAAGUAAUUCUAGAGAAUCAGCAUUUCAGUUACUUAUAUUUCAAAACUUUGCUAUUACUCAAGGAUUCACUUGAAACUAUCACACUCAACUUUUACAAUUAUGACCGAGAUUCUCCUCCAGACAAAGGAAGAAUAGCAAGACACAUGAAUCAAUUUACAAAACUUAAAAAACUAUCAUUGAUGGGAAGCUUCACAAUCAAAGAGCUAGGCGAUAUCUUGCAAGCAUGCUCUCAUUUGAAGGAAUUGUACUUGGAAGCAAAGGACCUUGAUUUCUUUCACUUUAAUCGCUUCUCUUCAGAUUACGCGGAUCUAAAGAGAAUGGCCAGUUUGAGAACGCUGAAGAUCGGAAGAUAUGCACCUGCUUCAGUCGUGGAAUAUUUGAUUUGCAUUUACCCAAAUGUUGAGACUGUCGAGAUUGAUGGUCGGUGGUAUUAUCCUCAGUUUAACGAAGCCAUCUUUACGAUACUGAAGACCAUCAAGAAGGUGCCUAAAUACAAAUUCAAGUACAUGCUAGAUGAGGAUAGCACAACACUGGAUAGCAUUGUGAAUUCCAUCAAGGCAGUCAGAAGUGAUGUAUCUGUUGAGCAUUUCAUCAAUGCUGUUGAUGCUGAAGAAAUCAUCGUCACCUCAAACUUGUAA